GACCGCGCGGUAUGCCGGUAGGGAGGCAUCUCAGUCGGAGCAGCAGCUGAAGCGGCAAACAAAGACAAGGAGCACAGCGCGAUCCUGCAGCAUCCACGCCCACCCACACACACUCACACAGCAGCAGCAGCUCACUGUACUACUGACCCAUAAAUCCUCAAUACAAGACUUCCUUCACCACCACAAUGGAUGCCCCGUCUGAACAUGCUGCCAUGGAGCUGGACUUCGGCCAUUUUGAUGAGCGGGAUAAGGCAUCUCGUACUCCGCGAGGUGGACGGGCCAACGGUCUCCCCAGCCCCACCCACAGCGCACACUGCAGUUUUUACCGUACACGUACCCUCCAGGCUCUGACCAGUGAGAAAAAGGCUAAGAAGGUGCGAUUCUACCGCAAUGGCGACCGCUACUUCAAGGGCAUUGUGUAUGCAGUGGCCAAUGACCGUUUCCGCACAUUUGACGCUCUACUGGCUGACUUAACCCGAUCUCUCUCUGACCAUAUCAAUCUGCCACAAGGGGUCAGAUUCAUCUUUACAAUUGACGGAUCACAGAAGAUUAGCAGUCUGGAAGAGCUAGAGGAAGGUGAGAGCUAUGUUUGUGCCUCUGAGAACUUCUACAAGAAAGUGGACUACACCAAAAAUGUGAACCCCAACUGGUCAGUCAAUGUGAAAGCAUCAGCUAGCCAGAAGAACAUGCUGGCAAACCGCACAGGCAGUGAUCCAAAGGAGAACAAGGACUUUGUUCGACCAAAGCUGGUGACAGUGAUGAGGAGUGGGGUGAAGCCGCGGAAGGCCGUCCGUGUGCUACUCAAUAAGAAGACAGCACACUCUUUUGAGCAGGUGCUCACUGACAUCACAGAGGCCAUUAAACUUGAGAGUGGAGCAGUGAAAAGGAUCUACACACUGGAUGGCAAACAGGUCACUUGCUUGCAAGAUUUCUUUGGUGAUGACGAUGUUUUCAUUGCCUGUGGACCAGAAAAAUUUCGCUAUGCACAGGAUGACUUCUCCCUGGAUGAAAACGAGUGUCGGGUGAUGAAGACUCCCAAAGGACAGAGAGGCUCUACUAAGAGUCCCGGUCCCGUGCGACGCUGCAAGUCUCCGGCUGAUUCCACUAAUGGGACAGGCUCCAGUAGUCAGCUCUCUACUCCCAUCUCUAAGCAAUCUCCCAUCUCUACUCCGACUAGCCCCGGCAACACUCGCAAACAGAAGGAUUUAUUCUUGCCUCUGUCUCUGGAAGAUGAUGAUUCACAGGGGGAGUCCAUGUAGACUCUUUCCACUUUCCAUAUGUCAAUCAACAUGCCAAUCACAGAGGUAUCUCUGGUGCGAUCUGUCUUGAAAACAUCAACAUCACCGCCCCAAUGACCAGGGUGAAUGCACGCAUCACCUCUUCUGCUCCUUGGCCAUCAGGCUUUAGACCUCAAGGGUUUGCAGUGAUGGUCAUUGUACUAUUUGCUGCUUGAGAAUUUGUUAUAUCCAUUUUC
Molecule: messenger RNA, 1474 nt
Organism: Carassius auratus (goldfish)
Lineage: Eukaryota; Metazoa; Chordata; Actinopteri; Cypriniformes; Cyprinidae
Product: neuronal migration protein doublecortin
Exons: 7
Coding region: 186-1259 (357 amino acids)
Biological process (GO): photoreceptor cell development; axoneme assembly; retina development in camera-type eye
Cellular component (GO): axoneme
Source: RefSeq, a predicted model, not a curated record